Messenger RNA from Oryzias melastigma (Indian medaka), 1456 nucleotides. RefSeq names its product epithelial membrane protein 3. The record is from RefSeq and is a predicted model, not a curated record. Gene Ontology annotation, cellular component: plasma membrane. The transcript is spliced from 4 exons. NCBI's taxonomy places the organism in Eukaryota, Metazoa, Chordata, Actinopteri, Beloniformes, Adrianichthyidae. The coding region runs from base 725 to 1408 and encodes 227 amino acids.
UCUUAAUAAAAUGUGGCUUCAAAUGUGGGUGUUAGGAUCUCCUUUACUAUAUUUUUGUUUUUAUCACAAUAAGAUGGCUGAAAGCUCAAAAAGACGUGAGUUUAUUGUAUCAAACAAUAUUUUCCAAGUUUUGAAACCUUUCACUUAUAAUUUAUUUUUUCUUGUCAAAAACUGCAUUUCUGUAAUCAAAUUUGUAUAUUUUACUUAUAUGUGUCAGUAGGGAUGCAACAGAAUAACAUCAUUUGGCAGUAAUUGACUCCACCACCCACCCAAAUGGGAGGCUUCUGCAGAUACACAUCUUCACAGAUAAUUUCAUCCUGUCUUUUUUCCUCCAUAUGUAUUCAACUUUUCUCCUUUUUUUCUUACUAAACAUCUGUUUAUUUGUGAUUUAUAACUAUUCCCACCACUAGUAUAAAAUCUCCGUACUAGCAUUCAUAUAAAACCCAUUAAACUACAGUUUUUGGAGAAUUUUAAACUUUGGAUUUUCUUCAGUGAGAGUAACGUCAAUGAAAUCCAGAUUCCUCCCUGUGAGAUGAAAACAACUAUUCAGAGGGUCGGGGAGGUUAAUCGGGUAAAUGUUUUGAUUCCUUUAAAGGGUCCACCCAGAAUAUUUACCCGGCUGCCGAGCGUAUGGAAGCAACACAUCAAUCUGUCAAAGAGACGUUUCACAAAUAACUAGCUUUUAAAAGAUGCUCUUAUGCAACCCAGAGAAUAACUCCAGUCUAUGGCUUCUCACAUUUUCCAUUUCAAGGCAAAACAGGAAAGUUACCCAACUCUGCUUUUCACUUUGGCACUGAGGAACACAUCAUGCUCUGUGUCCUUCCUAAUUCUUUUAAUAACCGUUGCUACUUACUGGAGGAAGUCAGAUUUUUUUUUGAUGACUUUGUGUGUUUUUGGCAGGAACCUAAAAAUGGCUUACCUGCUCAUGUUUGUCACCCUGCUCCAUCUCAUCACACUGGCUAUGCUGUUCAUCGCAACCAUGGAGAAGUCCUGGUGGGUGUGGGACGGCAUGGAAAACUCCGACCUAUGGUACAACUGCAGGUUUGACAACUCCACAGAGACCUGGUUGUGCUCCACCACCAAAGAAACAGACUGGCUGCAGGCGGUUCAGGUCCUCAUGGUUCUCUCAGUGGUCUUCUCCUCAGUUUCCUUCUUGGUGUUUCUGGGCCAGUUGUUCACCAUGUCAAAGGGGGGACUUUUCUACUUCACUGGGCUGUGUCAGGUCUUUGCAGCUCUGACAGCUUUUUCUGCGGCUCUUAUCUACACUCUCCACAACAAGGAAAUCCUCCCGGACUCCAAACAACUGACCCCGGGACACUUCGGCUACUGCUUUAUCCUGGCCUGGCUGUGUGUUCCUCUGUUGCUGUGCAGUGGCAUCAUUUAUAUCCACCUGCGCAAGAAAGAAUGAUGAGAGAAAAAAUGAAACCGAUGCUGGAAAUAAAGAAACUAAAAUGAA